Messenger RNA from Schistosoma rodhaini, 2335 nucleotides. Lineage: Eukaryota; Metazoa; Platyhelminthes; Trematoda; Strigeidida; Schistosomatidae. The record is from the annotation of a GenBank genome assembly.
AAUUGCUGAGUUGGAUGCGUCCACUUCGAUACUAAUGGACGCAUUAGUAUCCUGAUGUGCCAGUAUGGUUGUCUUGCGCUAAGUCCCUUAACUAUAGAGAAUGCUUUUCGCACAGUGUCGUCCAGAUCAAUGAAUUUCGCAUUUCCACGAAGUUGGUCGGUUAGCGCGCUACGAAGGGGACGUUACUUUUUGGCUAUGGCCUACAGUUUUUCUUUUUCUAGGAUUCUCACUAAGCUGGAUGGAUUAUCUUUUCUUGGAAUUACGGAAAAUAACUCAAUUCUGAUUUGUUCAUGUUUAGGCUGCAAAUUCUAUGCUAUACGAUAAGAUCUUAAAAGGAAACUAAACUUAUUCUUAAGGACUAAGGAUAACAUAUUAUUAUGAUUUACCAAAUUCUUUUUCCCCCCUCUAUUAUCGUUCAUAUACCUAGGUUCUUGCCUGGAGGUAUUGGUGAUCCACUGCUACCAGGCACGGAAGCCCGUUAAGCGAAAGCUUCUUCUAUUCCGUCCUCAACCAUUUGAAUCUUAGUUUUAACUUAUUGAUGGUAUAUAUGAUCAUAUUCAUACAAUAACUCAUAAUCAAAUAAUUGUAUAUCCAUUUUAGCUAUACGUUAUAACCUUCCUCUGUUAUUCCAAAAACCGUAUAUAAUAAUAUUCGGCGGGGAAUAUAAUUUCAUAUUUGUAUUCUAUUCAUUAUAUCGUGUUUGGAUGCUACAACACACGUACUUUAUAUGUUUACAGGAUCUAUUCGGAUCUCUACCUAAUAUCUAGAAGUAUAUAUAAUCGUGUAUGACAAAGCACUGUACUCACUAUUCCGUAUACUUUCAUUAAAAUCGUAUUUGGAUACUAUAACUCAAUUUCCGGAAUCACCUGUUCAAUUCGAUUUCGCGCACACUGCUCUUCAUCGUCCCAGCACAAAGGGUACCUAUACACAAUCUUACCAAAGUCUGCUUGUUAACGUUCAUCAGUGUAUAUGUCUGAAAUAUCAGGUUUUGCAAAUGGAGGCCGCAAAAUCUCUCACAUAUGCCGCCGAAAACACUAUCUGCCCAACACUAUUGUUGCGAAGUCACUCAAAUCCAACCCCUAGUGUAUGUGAAUGCGGGUCAUGCUUUCAUGAAGAAAUCCCUGUUAAUGUGUUACCUAAUAAAUUCUUCACUGCUAAACCUGGAAAACUAGUAUCUGCCAUCAAUACGUUAGUCGAAAAUAUCUGUAAACAAAUAGUUGGCUCCAACAACCCUAUCCACUAUACUUUUAACAAAAUGAGUAAGAUGACGUGCAGUUCAGUUGAAGACAAGCAGUAUUGGUGGAAUAACAUAUUGUUCUUACAAGGCGAAAAGUCGGAGUCCUUAACACCAUUUACGCUUAUUCUUCGAGCGUUAAUCCGCUUCGAAGACCUCUAUGCUAAUAGUCGAAGAAACUGUUUGACCGAAAUCAUUAAUAUUUGUCGUUCGUGUGAUCAUAAAAAAAGACUAGACUAUAGAUCAACUCGUUUAAAAUUUUAUGUUGGAUUGAGUUCAUACGUCAACAGUAUCGAUAUGUUUUGUUGGUCUCCUGGUUCACGAGAUAUUGCCUUUGAAUAUGUUCUAGCUUGGAGUAAUCUACUCAUAAAUGAAACUGGUUCACAAGAUGUCGGCCGUAGUAAUCUUGCUCCAGAAUCAUUUGGUGUGAUUGAGAAUUGGGCCGAAUAUUUAUCAACGGGAAAAUUAAGUUCAAAAUCUUCUAGAUUUAUUCAAGUAGAACCAGAACAUCCUAGCUUCUUUCAUGAGCUCGAUUCAUCUAAUGUUUCUGAAAAUCCUAUACAUCUUGCUACAAAAGAGAUCGUUAUAGCUAAAAAUCCUGAAGCAAAAACUAUUAAUUCUCAUAUUAAUUCUAGGCAUAGAUCGGUAACUUUAAUUAUCGAUACUGGUGAAUCGUGUACUGUAGAAGAAAAAUUGAUGAAUACAAAUCCUGAGUUGUACAAAUUGAGCAAAGUGUGGGAAUCUGUUGUUGCUAAACAACUAGAAAAUGUAAACAAUACAAUUGUAUACAAAAUUGGCGAACCACUUGAUUCAUUGAUCACAUCAAUUACCAAGUAUUGGGGACAUAAUCGAUGUACAAUAUGUUCAGAAAGUAAUUAAUAUGAAAGUUAAUUCAGUUUCCCUUUUUAUUAUCUAUUCAAUGUCUAAUAUUUUUUUAAGCCUUCCCCAACCAAAGUUAACUUAAACAAUACCAGUGAUUAUCUGACUGAUGUUAAGUAUUUUCUUUACUAAGAUUAAUGCAUAGUUUUGUAUUUUGCUAUUUUAUUUAUCAAGGGGAGUUACAUUUCUCAGGAAAUAAAUUUUGUUUUUACAAAUAUAUAC